AUGUCCUCGGAUGUCUCCGUAUCUCGUGGAUCGAUUUCUCAUUUUGGCCAUUGGCAUGACGCCGAGAACUCCCUUAGUCCAAAACCUGGCCGGUGGUACCCGCCCUACAAGACAUCAAGUAUCCAGGAGGCAGUCCGAAGGGUUGAAUUGGAGGUUCAACAUAGGUGGUCAAAGAGUAGGCUCCGGACAAUGCUUCAGGGUAUUAUCUCGGGAACCUGGCUCGUCGACGAUGAUGCCCUAGACAGCAUCUUGACCAUAGCCAACAAAGCGUUCUUCCAUGAAGCACUUUCUGGUCGUGUACGAUGGCAUUGGUCGCAAGAGCAACCAUACGGCGGUUUAUGUCUCUCGAGCACCGGAGUCCGACCCAGCGCGAAUGGGGGUUACGAGACGUCGAUCAUGCUCUCAGCAAGGCUAAGGGCUUUUGAGCAAGAGUCUGAAGAGAGGGCCAUAUUAAUCAGGGUGUUCCUGAAUGAACUCAUACAGUGCUACCUUUUCAUCUCCUGUGGUAUUAGGGAUGGCCGAUGGAACAAACGCGCUGACGCGAUACGCAACAUUGCCGAAGCUAUGGACCGCUGG
Hyaloscypha bicolor E is the source of this 576-nucleotide messenger RNA. RefSeq lists its product as uncharacterized. NCBI's taxonomy places the organism in Eukaryota, Fungi, Ascomycota, Leotiomycetes, Helotiales, Hyaloscyphaceae. The transcript has a single exon. The annotation marks the transcript as partial. The record is from RefSeq and is a predicted model, not a curated record.